UUAAGCAGUGGGUUGAUAUUUUAUUUGGGAACUCUGCUAUCUGAGCUCUAAGUGACCAGAAAGCUCAUUUAGCCAUUUUUGUUUGGGUUGACUGAUAUUCAUGUGAAUUAAUAAUCAUGUCCUUAGCUCUAAUACUUACUUUCAUUGUGGCCUUCCCCACUUUUAGUCAUGCUUCUUUAAUUCAGCCCACUACAGAGCCCUCUGAAGUGAGAGCUUUGAACUCUAUCUUUGAUCAAUGGGGGAUUAAGGCUGACACUCGGCAAUGGAAUAUAAGUGGGGAACCAUGCAGUGGUGCUGCCAUAGGCGACUCCACCUCCAACGACAAAAACUCAAACAACGCCUUCAUCAAAUGCGACUGCUCUUUCAAGAAUGGCUCCCUCUGCCACAUCACCAAACUGCAAGUCUCUGAAAGGGAUGUUGGUGGUGAAAUUCCAGAAGAGCUAUGGACUCUGACCUUUCUAUCAGAACUGAAUUUGGCCCGGAAUUUCUUGACAGGCUCUCUUUCUCCAUCAAUUGGGAACCUCACUGACAUGCAAGACUUGAGCAUUGAGUCAAAUGCACUCUCUGGGGAGGUACCAAAGGAAUUGGGAAGACUUACUAAGCUAAUAAGUUUGAAAUUUUCAUCAAACAACUUCUCUGGUACCUUGCCGCAAGAAUUGGGGAAUUUAAAUAAAUUGCAAACCCUUGCCAUUGAUAGUUCUGGAGUUAGUGGUGAGAUACCUUCGACAUUUGCAAAUCUCACAAGCUUGCAAAGCGUGUCGGCAUCAGACAAUGAACUAACAGGGAAGAUACCCGGCUUUAUAGGGAAUUGGAGAAAUCUUAAUACCUUGGCUCUUCAAGGAAACUCUUUUGAAGGACCUAUACCACCAACUUUUGUGAAUCUGACUUCUCUAACAGCCUUGAGGUUAAGUGAAAUAUCUAAUGCAAGUUCUUCUCUUGCAUUUAUCAAGGAUAUGAAGUCUUUAAGAUUCUUAGUACUGAGGAAUAACAACAUCACAGACUCAAUUCCUUCUAAUAUUGGAGACUACCAAAAGUUGACAAAGCUUGAUCUGAGCUUCAACAAUAUAAGUGGGCAAAUUCCUCAAUCUCUUUUCAACAUGAGUUCACUAAUAGAACUGUUUCUUGGAAACAAUAGCUUAAGUGGUACGCUGCCCCCACAAAAAAUAAGCACCUCUCUUAAUACUAUAGAUUUAUCAUACAAUAAUUUAGUGGGAAACCUUCCUACUUGGGUCAAUCAACCAAAUUUACAAAUGAAUUUAGUAGGUGGAAACAAUUUCAAUAUAAAAAGUGUAAAGAAGAGUGUUCUUCCCUCAGGGUUAUAUUGCCUUCAGCAGAAAUUUCCUUGCAAUCGAGGCAAAGGCAUCUAUUAUAACUUUGGGAUUAACUGUGGCGGUCCUGAAAUAAGGGCUGAUAAUGGUAUUUUGUACGAAAUAGAUAAUGAAACUCUUGGUCCAGCUACUUAUUAUGUUAGCAGCACUAAAAGGUGGGCAGUUAGUAAUGUUGGAAGCUUUGAUGGGAACAGUCUUGCCAACUUUACUUCAGAAAAAGGUUUCCAGACAGCAAGGCUAUCUGCUUCAUCACUAAGAUAUUAUGGUCUUGGCCUUGAGAAUGGUGCCUACACUGUAGAACUUUCAUUUGCAGAAACAACUUUCCCAUAUAAGUCUUGGAAAAGUAUUGGGAGGCGUGUGUUUGAUAUUUAUAUCCAAGGGAAGCUUGUUUCGAAGGAUUUUGAUAUGAAAAAGGAACCAGGUGGAGAAAAUGGUAACCUUAUUAACAAGGAGUAUAAGAAGGUGAGAGUUAUAGAGAACUACCUUGAAAUCCAUCUUUUUUGGGCUGGAAAAGGAACUUGCUGCAUACCUUCCCCAGGUACUUAUGGACCCUCUAUUUCAGCCAUCAGUGCUAACCCAGAAUUCACUCCUACAGUCAGUAACAAACCUCCAACCAAGAAGAACAAGAGGACCAAUCUCAUUGCAGGGGCUUCUGUUGGUAUUGGAGUUUCAAUCUUUUUCUCUGUGUUUGGAAUUCUAUAUUUUCUAAAAAUAAAAAAGAAGCCUCAAAGCGACAAUGACAACGACGAAGAGCUUUCAGGGAUGGGUGUUAUGCCAUUCACUUUCAGUUAUGCUGAGCUAAAGAUGGCUACAAAUGACUUCAGUUCUGCUAAUAAGUUGGGAGAGGGAGGAUUUGGAGUUGUCUACAAGGGAACGCUUGAGGAUGGAAGAGUAGUAGCCAUAAAGCAAUUGUCAGUGACAUCCCAUCAUGGAAAAAGGCAGUUUGUAGCUGAGAUCGCUACAAUAUCUGCGGUGCAACAUCGCCACGUAGUGAAGUUGUAUGGUUGCUGCCUUGAAGGAGAUAAAAGACUUCUUGUUUACGAGUACUUGGAGAACAAAAGUCUCGAUCGAGCACUAUUUGACCACAGUUUGAAGCUGGAUUGGUCAACACGUUUCAACAUUUGCUUAGGAGUAGCAAGAGGUCUAAGUUAUCUCCAUGAGGAAUCACACAUUAGAAUUGUCCACAGAGAUAUAAAAGCCAGCAACAUUCUGCUGGACUCUAAUCUCAAUCCCAAAAUAUCAGAUUUUGGUUUGGCAAAGUUUUAUGAUGAUAAAAAGACUCACAUAAGCACCUGCGUUGCUGGGACAUUUGGUUAUCUUGCUCCUGAGUACGCUAUGAGUGGGCACCUAACAGAGAAGGCUGAUGUGUUUGCCUUUGGUGUUGUGGCGCUUGAGAUUGUUUGUGGCCGUCCCCGCUCUGAUCUGACCUUGGAACAAGAAAAAGUUUAUCUUCUUGAAUGGGCUUGGAACUUGCAUGAACGAAAACGUGAAGUUGAAUUGGUGGAUUUAACACUGUCAUCGGAGUUUAAGGAGGAAGAAGUAGUGAGAGUGGUAGAAAUAGCUCUUUUAUGCACCCAAACAUCACCGUUUGCUCGGCCACCAAUGUCUCGAGUGGUGGCAAUGCUUUUGGGUGAUGUUGAAGUAAACCAAAAAAUGUCAAGACCUGGCUACUUCUCUGACUGGAGAUUCAGUGAUGUUAGCAGCAUAGUGAGUGAUAUUACUGCUACUAACCAUUAUUACUCGUCUUCGAGUUUAAACACCAUGGAGGUCAAAUCAUCACCCACUAAUACGACUCGACCUAUGCUUUCACAAUCACAAGUACUUUAGAUCAACUUACAUCAUUCCUCUGUUUUUAUUCAAAUAUUAUAAAAUUAGAGAGAUAACAUCUAUUCUUGAGACUGAAUAUCAAGUUAAGUUUGGAUAUGAUUUUUGUGCGCAUGUAAUUACUAAAUUUUAUUGUAUUUUAUAUUGAAAUUAAAUGGUUAUCUCUUAACUUGGUUCCCACUCUGUUUAAAUUGAAAGAAUCCAUCAUGCUAGUA
This is a messenger RNA of Humulus lupulus (European hop), 3367 nucleotides long. RefSeq names its product probable LRR receptor-like serine/threonine-protein kinase At1g56140. Gene Ontology annotation, biological process: protein phosphorylation. Bases 117 to 3155 code for a protein of 1012 amino acids. The transcript has 24 exons. The record is from RefSeq and is a predicted model, not a curated record. Gene Ontology annotation, molecular function: protein binding; protein kinase activity; ATP binding. Lineage: Eukaryota; Viridiplantae; Streptophyta; Magnoliopsida; Rosales; Cannabaceae.